Molecule: messenger RNA, 2502 nt
Organism: Cavenderia fasciculata
Lineage: Eukaryota; Evosea; Eumycetozoa; Acytosteliales; Cavenderiaceae
Exons: 10
Coding region: 1-2502 (833 amino acids)
Biological process (GO): transport
Cellular component (GO): membrane; Golgi apparatus
Source: RefSeq, a predicted model, not a curated record
AUGUCAUCAUCACAAUCAUCAUUAUCAUCAUUAUCACCUAUUGGACCUCCAACUCCAUUUGAUGAAGAGUAUGUGAUUGCGAUUUCCUUUAGACAAUGCAGAUAUAUUGUAACAUCAAUGUUUGAUUAUCAAGCAUUUGAUGAUCCAAGAAGAGCAAAAGAGGCAGGAGCAUUUUUAUUCCUUUACUAUUUUUCGAGAAUGCUGAUGUUGUUGACGUAUGCCUUGCUGCUUAUUCUAUGGAUCAGACUCUACCACAAUGUCUUCAAGGUCAAACAAGCCAUUUUCAAAUGGAACCAUUUUACAACCUAUAUUUUUGGCACCAUCCAAUUGUUUUAUAUCUCACUUAUCAUCUCGAUGGCUCAUUUUAUGAUCAACGAUAUCAACAAAUUCAAGUUCCUUUCUCGAUAUGUCUAUGGUAGUUUCCUCAUUGGUUACACCAUUAUCUUGGCACUUGGAUUUUUGGUAUUUGGUGUACUUCUUUGGUUAAGUUCUAGAGGUUCUUCUGUUUCUUUAAAUAAUAGAAUCUUAUUUAUAUCAUUGAUUUUAGUAAUUAUUUUAAUUACUCAUAUUAUCUAUUUAUCGACAGUUGUAUUGAUUACAACGGGUGAAUUGUGGUGGUUCCGUAUUCUGGAUACUGUCAUCUUUGUGGUGCUAGAGAUGGGUGUAGCAUUUUUGUUGCACAAGAAACCAGUCAAUAAGCGUGCAUCGCGAAACAACACCAACGGUGGGGAGACGCCAGUAUCGCCUCGCUCCAAGUCCUACACACCCAAGAGUAAAACCAACUCGGGUCCUCACUCGCGUCCAACUCCCACCACCAGAAAGAAUGGAGGCGAUGUCGACGAGGUGGUCGAUCUCGAUGAAGACGAUGACGAUGAAACUACCACCAACGACUCUUCACACUUUUCAAACAUCCAAAUAGACUCUAUACAAAUGACUAAUCUUGCCCAUCAUACCAAUAAUACUAAUUCCCAAAAACAAAAGGAAAGGGAAAAGGAAAAGGAUGGUGAAAAGGACCAACAACAAGAUGAAAGUGGUGAUGGACAAGACUCGGAGAAUGUUCAUCAUCAUCAUCAUGAUGACACUUACAAUAAUAAUAGUUCUUCAUUAAAGAGGGAGAGAGAAAGAGAAAGGGUUCUUGAGAAGGAAGGUGGAGUUGGUCUCGAAUUGGUUUGCAUCAAUCGCUUUUUACAGUCAAGUAUGGUAAAACCAACGAAACUGUUGAUAGUAUUAUUGGUACUAUUGGUUGUAUGGGAUGAUUGUCAUCACGAUGCGAUGGUAGAUGCAAUCUAUCAAGAACCAUAUUCGUUCAAGGGAAAGUAUAAUGUCAAUGAUAUUGGUAGCUUUGGUUUCCUCUCUGGUGGCUACUUUGAUGUAAACAUACAGGUUGAAAAUCCAAGUGACUCUUCUCCACCUCCAAUAUUCAUGGCUUGUACUCAACAAGAAUACAAUGAUAAAUUUGAUAAUUAUUGUACAUUGAAACCAAAUUGUACAUUUACACAACAAUUAAAUAGUAGUAGCAAUUCUAGUAUCAGUCACAUUAAGGGAUCAAUUAAAGAUACAGACUAUUAUUUCUUUGUGAUUACUCAAUGUGAUGCAACCUAUUAUUAUACAGUAUCAUAUGCAUUCUAUAAUCCCGGUGGUAAUCAUCUCUCUUAUCAAUUCAUUCCACUUCCAAUCAUAUUGAUGGUAUUCACUGGUAUUUGGGUACUUCUUACUGCUUUGUGGUCAAUCAAUUGGAUUCAAAAUAGAAAUCAAAAUGUUAAAUUACACAAAGUCAUUACACUUUAUCCAUUUUCAAAGUUAUCAAUGAUUGUUUAUAGUUUGGGGUAUUGGAGAUACCUACAAUCGUAUGGAGCCGUUGGUAUUGGCGUUCUCAUCUUUUAUUGGAUCUUUUAUAUCAUUUUCAAGGUUAUAUCCUGUGUUGUUUUAUUGUUUAUUGCAACGGGUUGGGGUAUUUGUAAAGGAAGAUUCGAACAUCUUAGAAAGGCUUUGUAUAUUAUCAUUAUUUUAUUAACUGCAACUUUGGCAUUGGGUGCUUUCCUAGGUGGUUUCUUUACUUCUGAUGCAAAUGUUCGUUUAUUGCGUGCACAAAUUGCAGAAGCUCAAAAUAAUAAUGCAAAGAGUGUUUCAGUUGAUCAGUCAUCAUCGGAUGCUCAUGAGCAUGAAAUGCAAACCAUUCCACCAAAUCCAACACUUGAAAAAGAUCCAGAGGCUCCCUCACAAGACAUCAAUACUGCCAAACCAAACUCUACACGUGAUGAUGACAAGGCAUUAAAUCUUUCACUUUUAAAUGAUAAACUUCAUAUGUUUGUUGCAUUUAAAUGGAUUAUGUUGGUAUAUUUAACUUGUGUGAUUGUGAUUCAAUUCCUUUCAGCAGCAUUCCCAUUUGGUUGGGUAUUUGAGUUUUUCAUGUUAUUGGUAGAGACUGUUAUGUUUAUUUGUAUCGGUGUUACAUUUAGACUAAGAAAACAGAAAAAAUAUUAUGAAUUUGUUGAUGAAUAA